AUGACGUCGACACCCUCCCAUCACCCUUCCUUACCCUUCGGCCUUCGUUGGGAAUCCAACUUUUACGGCCCUGUGCCCGCUUGGGCAGCAACUCCGAACGUCGUCGCGAUUGAGGCACUGUCACGACAACAUCUUAGUGCGGACAACCUUUCUGUAAAAUACCUCGCAGGUGGGGCGUUUAACAAAGUCUAUUUGAUCACGGUCCCUUCGGACAAUAUCCUGGACCCGAAGUCCUACAUCUUCCGCGUAACGCUCCCGGUCGAACCAUUCUACAAGACUGCCAGUAAGGCUGCCACUCUCCGACUGUUGCGCAAUAUACCUCACUACCAGUUCCAGAGGUAUUCGCCUACGAUUGCACGACCAAAAAUGAGUUAGGCUCCGAAUGGAUCAUUAUGGAGAGAAUCCCAGGAGUAUGCUUGCGGGAGCUCUGGCCCCGUCUGAGCCUUGAGAGCAAGGGAAUUAUUGUUGAGCGCUUGGGGCAAUUCACAAAGGAACUCCGUGAGAAGUGUAGAUUCAAUGCCAUCGGGAGUUUGUAUCAGUGCACCGAGCUCAGCGAAGGCAACUUGGAGGUCACUGUGGCUACUGAUUACAACGAUUUUGUGAUCGGGCCGAUAGUAAACUCUUUUAUAUUCGCUGAAAAGAGGAAGCCACUGAUAAAGAGGGAUCGCGGGCCUUAUCGAAGCGACCGAGUAUACUUACUUGCUUUAAUGAAAGUUGAACUGGAAGAUAAGAGACUUCUCCUAAAACUCACUUCUGGUAAGUAGGAUAAAUCGAAUUGAUUGGCUACAAUGAAGUAACAACAUGUUAGAUAAACGUGCCGCUAGCAUUCAAAAGGCGAAGCAUGAAUAUUCAGAGAGUGACUCGGAUGAUGAUCUUGCUGAGGAUGCUCCAGAGAUUCAGGAAACUAUCCAACAACUCCUGGAAAUUCUCCCUUCCAUCUUCUCCGAAGACAUGCAAACAGAGGAAUUCACACUACGUCACCACAACCUUAAUCGUUCAAAUGUCAUGGUUGACUGUAUGACACUUGAGAUAACUGGAAUCCUCGAUUGGGAGUGUGUUAACACCGUGCCGGCUUGGGAAGAUACCUAUCCUCAAAUGCUACGGGGAGGAGAUAUGGAAGAAUAGCCAGAGCCCUUGGCAUUCGGGGAUACUGAUGAGUGCCGCGUCAGGAGAUGGGAGAAAUGGGAGAAGACGAAGCUGAGAAAAAUCUUUGACCAGGCUGCGGGUUCGGGUGCAAACAAUGACAAAGAUGCAUGCGAUAAGCGCGGCUUCAGAGAGCGACUUGAUUUGCUUGAAUUUUCCACCAAGAUGGUGAGGGACUGGAUUGUUAAGUACCGGUAUGAGAAGCAAAAGCGUGAGCAAGGCUAUUAA
This is a messenger RNA of Tuber aestivum (summer truffle), 1371 nucleotides long. Lineage: Eukaryota; Fungi; Ascomycota; Pezizomycetes; Pezizales; Tuberaceae. The record is from the annotation of a GenBank genome assembly.